Messenger RNA from Quercus robur (English oak), 1953 nucleotides. RefSeq names its product exonuclease V, chloroplastic-like. The coding region runs from base 241 to 1671 and encodes 476 amino acids. The record is from RefSeq and is a predicted model, not a curated record. The transcript has 7 exons. Gene Ontology annotation, molecular function: single-stranded DNA 5'-3' DNA exonuclease activity. Gene Ontology annotation, cellular component: nucleus. Gene Ontology annotation, biological process: interstrand cross-link repair. NCBI's taxonomy places the organism in Eukaryota, Viridiplantae, Streptophyta, Magnoliopsida, Fagales, Fagaceae.
AUAGUUUUUAGAAGAGCUUAAUAAUUGUAGCUUUUUCGACUUCGUUUUCCAUUCGUACAAGUACAACACAACCCAACGCCAACGGGUCUGAAACCCAGGAACCUUCAUACCAAAGGAAGCUAUAAAAUGUUUAAAAAGAUUCCACACCUGUAACGACUAUUUUUACAAUCAUUGCCAACGUUCAUUUCAUUUCUCCUCCUCGACUCUCUCUCUCUCAUAGCCUAGCUAGCUCUCGCAAAAAUGAACGAGUCACACUCCGAGUUACCCUUUAACACCACCACCAACUACAAUAGCAACAAUAGUGGUGUUGACAUUCCAACCGAGCUCGUGAGUGAAGAAGAAAUGGCUUCCAUUGAAGCUGCCUUAGCCUCCACUAGCUCUUCUCUAUCUUCCUCUACAGUCGCUGAGCUCGUUAGCGAAGAAGAAAUGGCUUCCAUUGAAGCUGCCUUAGCAUCCACAUGCACUUUACUCUCUUCCUCUACAGCCUCUGUGCUCGUGAGCGAAGAAGAAAUGGCUUCCAUUGAAGCUUCCUUGGCCUCUACUCGCUCUUCACUCUCUUCCUCUGCAGUCCCUGCAAUUUGUUCAACCUCUCAGUCUCGCUCUCACUCUCAGUAUGAGUUCCAGAGAAACGCGAGGUCUAUUCAGUCAAUCACCCUCCGAGCCAAAAGAAGGAUCUCGUUUUGUACAGAACCCUCCGAUAUUGAAGAUUUGGGAAGCCUUAGGAGUAACCAGAAGAAGAAGAGCAGAUUGGCUGACUCGUUUUUCCACCGCUUUAGGAACAAGACUGGCUUGUUUGUCAGAGAUAUCACUGCAACGGAAUGGUGUGAAAAACAAAUGGAGUUUCGUCUUCUCUUUGGCCAGAGAAAGAAUACUGAAGCUAUGAAAAUAGGUCGAGCUCGCCAUGCAAAACUUGAAGAAGAGGUUGUAAAAAAAGUGGAUCUUCAUGUCAAAUCAGUUGAGGAUGCAUGGGCUGUGAAGCUUACGAAUUUUAUAAUUGGUGCAAAUCAAUUAUUGCUUGACGGAUUAACACGAGAGCUGCCACUAAUAGGCUUUGCAGAAGGUGUCUGGAUGGUGGGAAUGGUUGAUGAGGUUCGAAUGCCAGUAACUGAAACUGAUAGAAACCCGAUCUUAGUUGACAUCAAGACUCGUGUGCAAGAUACACUUCCUGCAGAACCACAGAGAAGAAAUGGAAGGCUUCAGUUAAUGUGCUACAAGUAUCUGUGGGACAAUUUAGUAGCUGAUAGCUUCCCUUCAAAACAGUUUUUUGAUUUCUUUUCCUUGGAUCUAUAUUAUAUCUUAUCCAAAGAAAUCAGAGAGAACACAGCUAAGUCAGGGUUCCCUGUGAAGACCCUUGAUGAUGUGGUGAGAUGUUAUAGAAAUAUAUGUAGCAAGCUGUCCCCUGCUAAACACGAGCUGUUAUUGAGAUAUGAAUACCAAAAAGAUAAUUCAGUGCUUGGUGAAGAUCGGUUUGCAUAUGACUCUGAUUGGCUCAAGAGUCAAAUUAUGAGCUGCCUUGAGUUUUGGCUGGGAGAGCGAGAAGCCAAUUGCACUCCAAAGGAAGAGCGCUGGAAAUGCUGGUUUUGUGAAUUUUCUUGUGUCUGUCCUACUAACACUAACCCCGAUAAUACACAAGGCCCUAUUACUGACAAUCCAAAUAGUACACCAAGCUAGAGAAGGCGCUGACCUUCUCCUACAUUGCUUUGAUUAGCAUCCUCAAUAAUGUUGCAGUAAGCAGAUCAUGCAACCUUUCCGCAAAGAGGCUACAGUUUUAUUCAAGCUUCUUUGCCGUAUAUGCUGACCAGAGCCAUAUGGGCUAGCUAUUGGGUCUGUUGUUAGGGAUGUGCUAUAAUUAUGUAUUAUAUGUCUUAUUUAUGCAUCAAAUGUAUCUGUUGUAGGUGAUGAUAUUCAUUGUUGUAAAAUUGAUUAGCUGAUUGUACUUUUCAUUAUCAUAUA